UUUCAGGGUAUUUUCUAGAUAGUCCGUAACGACUAAGCUUUCGUAAAUUUUGAUUUAUAUAAGGCUUCUUUCUUUAUCUAAAUUCCUUAUCCUGUAUUCAAGUUUUGGUAAUUGGAUAACUUCUGUAAACAGAAUCUUAUGGAUACUCAGGAUAGCCAUCAGGAAGAACAAACUCAGAAUUCAGAAACUGUUAAUGGUGGUACUGUUAGCGAAGGAGGUUUGAAAGAUCUGGGCAAAGGCAACGAAGACAAGAAAAUAUUCGUUGGUGGAAUAGCCUACGAUGUUACAAAUGAAGACUUAUCGCAAUAUUUCUCGCAGUAUGGUGAAGUAGCACAGGCUCAGGUGAAGUAUGAUCGGAAUACGGGUCGUUCUCGCGGCUUUGCAUUUGUAGAAUUCACAACCGGUGAGGCGUGUAGAGCUGCACUCAACGCAAGAGAACAAUCGCUCAAGGGGAAAACCGUUGAAGUUAAGCCAGCAAAAUCAAGAGAGAAUAAGAAAGUGUUUGUUGGUGGUUUGCCUGCUGACCAUCCAGAAGAAGAACUACGUGCCCACUUCGAACAAUAUGGAAAAGUAGAAGAUAUUGAAUGGCCUUUCGAUAAGCAAACAAAAGCUCGAAGAAAUUUCGCAUUUAUUGUGUUUGAAGAAGAGGAAGCAGCUGAGCGAGCGUCGGCUACACCAAAGCAAAUGUUUGGGUCACGCGAGUGCGACGUCAAAAAGGCCGUUCCUCAAGGCAAACGUUUCCCGGGUGGUCGAGGUGGCGCGGCAAUGCGGGCUGGAUAUGGAGCUGGUCGGGCGGGUGUCAUGAAUGGUUGGUUUGGACAAGCUGGAUGGGGUCAGAUGGGAGCGUUCGGUGCAUAUGGCGGAGGUACUGGAACUGCUGGUGGCUGGGGUGACUGGUAUGGUAAUGCUGCUGCUGCUGGAUAUUACCAACAGGGACAGGCCGGUGGCUACUAUGGCGCUGGCGGUUAUGAUGCUUAUUCCCAAGGAAUGACCCAGCGUGGAGCAAGUCAGCAGCGCUAUCCACAGCAACAACAAUACUGAGUAUUCCACUAAAGCGGCGAGAGUUUUGUAUUUUCGUAAUGGUCUUCUUUCUUUUUGUCGAUUUCCCAAAUUCAUAUCUUUGAUCUAUCGUUGAUAAAGAAAUUCUGUAACUUGGACAUUGAGCACUAAUCAACAGUUCUUCGCAUUAUAAAAGUUAACUAUCUCUAAAAUAUCCCUCAUAACGGUACCAUCUUUCAUUGGUUUUUUAAGAAAUUGGAAGAAAUGUAUAUCACAGAAUUAUUAGUUUUUGCUUCAGUAAGCUAAUUUGUGGUUGUAGCAGUUGUAAUGCUCUCACUAUAUGCUAGUUUUUUAAUUUUUUAAUGUUGCUAUCAUCCUGGAGUAUGGUUUUGAGUACGAUAUGUCGCAUAAUGCUUCACCUUGAAUUUGUGGCAUAUUCAUUCAUUCAUGAAUCUAUAGCAUUUUUGAAAUCGAAUUUGUCGAAUUUUCCCACAAUAAUUCAGUCAGUCUGUCUCAAAUAUUCUGUUUUUCUGCAAUUUUCAGAAUAACAAACGUACCAGUAAUUUUAUCGUUUCAUCAAACCAAUUUUGUUUGACGUUGUGGGUCUUCCAUAUAUUUGCAUUCAUACACAUUACAUUGAAACGAUGAUCUCAGCCAUUUCACCAGUAGGUGUUAUGAACUUUUUUUUUUCGAGUAUACGUUCAGAAUCCUGUUGUGUAGUCUUGGCUGAGUUCAUAUUUGUUUGUAUGCUUCAUUUUGUAAGCGUUCUUAAAGUGGUUGGUGUUGACCCACAUAUUGAAGUCGUUUAACCUUUUGAAAUCAGUAAACCCCUAUUCCUUAAGACGGUGGUUUUCCUUUUCCUUUUUAAUAAGCAUUUAGCUAUGCCUUAAUAUAGGAUUUAAAAAGGUAUGGUGUCCAUUUCCUAUUACAAAAAUUUAAGGUCUAUUUGGUGGUUUAUAGUAUUCCUUCUGCACUAGCUAGAUGUUAGAACAGAAAGUAAAUGAUGCAGUCUGUUUGAGUUUGUUUCAAAAAGCUUCAAGUCUCUCAUAUUACCUCUGAAAUUCUUCUUAACACUGCUAAGCAUUAAUGUACGACUGAUUUAUACGUUGUACUAAGCUGUACUGUAUCGUUAUGAAUUUCUGCGUCUUAUCUCUUAGAAAUUUGAGUCGUUCUACGCUAUGAUUAAAUGCAUACCCAGCCAACGAUGCCUUCAACAAUUCGCAACAUCUCUAUUUAUCAAUCAGUUUAUUUUUUUGAGCAGUUAGCUGGUCUCUUAACAUUUCGGUUUCGUCCUUUUAUAUACCUUAUGGAAUAUUUAUUCCGUAAAAAAAUAAGGUAUAUGCUCUCUUUUUUUUCAGUUUACCUUUCGUUUUAUAUUUUAUCCGACCAAAUUUUGCAAUUUAGUUGCUUUGUAUUUUUUUUGAACUUGUUUUACCUCCUUUUUUUUUUGGAAUGACAUAAAUGUGAAAACUAUGAGAAAGGUAUUGCCCCACUGUCGAAAGUUAGAUUUCAAAAAUAGUGAAAUUUUAAAUUCCCAAAUUUAAGGACCGCCAUUUAGUUUGGUAAUAUAUGAGACCAGUAGCCGCAAGAAAUCGCUAACCAUGCCUUUGUGGUGCAUAAUUUCCAUUUCUGCAUUGCUGCAGGUAUUUCCCUUCUCUUUCCUUUACCUCCUCUCUCUCCGUCUGUCAUUUCUUAUUCCAUCUUUUUUUCUUUCUUCUUUACUAUGAAACAGAACUGUUGGUGUAUUCGGUUUAGUUUUGUAUCCCCGAGAAAAAUGGACCGUUCCAAUUCCUAUGAAACACUUGAUUUAAUUAAAACUCAUCCAGCUUUUCCUUCCAUUAAUACUACAGUUUAUUAAUGGACUGAAUGUGUAUGAGUUUUAAAUUUGAGAAUGGCUUGAAGGCCGGUGCGCAGUUUCUCUCUUGUUCACAUACUCAAGGUGCUUGAUGCUUUUUGUUUUGCUUUGAGCGUUCUUGCAGCUCCAUGGUUUA
Messenger RNA from Loa loa (African eye worm), 2990 nucleotides. Its product is annotated as RNA recognition domain-containing protein containing protein. Gene Ontology annotation, molecular function: RNA binding. NCBI's taxonomy places the organism in Eukaryota, Metazoa, Nematoda, Chromadorea, Rhabditida, Onchocercidae. The coding region runs from base 139 to 1041 and encodes 300 amino acids. The record is from RefSeq and is a predicted model, not a curated record. The transcript has 6 exons.